AGUGCCAGCAGUUAAGUGAACCUGUCCAUACCGACAUCAACACAAAGCCCAGAGAAGAUAAUAAAUUGCAAUAAAAACAAAAACGAAGGCGAAAUUGAGUAAACAAAAAAAAAAAAAAAAAAAAAACAAAACACAUUUUUGAAUAAAUAAAUUUCGCAAUAUAGCGUUAAAUUAUCAAGUCUCAAAAACAGUGCAAAACAAAAGAAUUUUGGUGCAGAGUGAAGAAUAAAGAAAAAGUGUUCAACAUGUCAUCGACUGAACAUCAGGAUCGUCCACUGAUGGACGAUGAGGAGCCAGUGGUGGUGGACUGCAUAAAUUGCGAGGCUGAAUGUGAAAUGGAAGUACCUCAGCCAUCGAGUUCUGAGGUAAACAUGAGCAAGGAUUAUUUCAAGAAGGCCAUGAAAAAGGCUUACAAGGCCCAAAAGCUUUUGCAGGAUGCCAUGGGAGAGUUGGCUGAGGAGAUGUAUUACAAUAAAGGUGAAGCAAAGAAGGAUAAGAAGCAUAAGCGUCAUCUCCGUGCAUCAUCUGCUGGAACCAGCGAUGGCACUAGCAGUGGUACUAGCAGCGGUACUAGUUCAAGUUCCAGUUCAAGCGAAAGUGAAGCUGAAGCUGAAGUUAAGUUCAAGGGCCGUCAUCAUGGUGGCAGACAACGCUCUCAUUCACGUGGCCACUCACGUAGCCGUUCCCGUGGCCAUAAUCGCAAACAUUCACGUAGUCGUUCUCGCAGCCACUCACGCGAACAUUCCCGUCAUCAUCAUCAUCAGCAUGAUGAACCAUUUGAGGGCAUGUGUGAAUUCGCAGAAUUUUACUGCCCUGCCAUGGCGCAAGCUCACGGUCAUCAUGGUAAGAUGAAGAAACAUCAUGGUCAUCAUAAGCGUCACGCCAGUCGCUCUCGUUCCCGUUCUCACUCCCGUGGACGCCAGUGUGAGAUGAAGAAACAUCAUGGUCAUCAUAAGCGUCAUGCCAGUCGCUCUCGAUCUCGCUCUCACUCUCGUGGAGAUAAAUGUAAAAUGAUGAAGAAACAUCAUGGUCAUCACAAGCGUCAUGCCAGCCGCUCUCGUUCCCGUUCUCACUCCCGUGGGCGUCAAUGUGAGAUGAAGAAGCAUCAUGGUCAUCACAAGCGUCAUGCCAGUCGCUCUCACUCUCGUGGAGGUAAAUGUGGAAUGAUGAAGAAACAGCAUGGUCAUCACAAGCGUCAUGCCAGUCGCUCUCGUUCCCGUUCCCACUCCCGUGGACGUCAGUGCGAAAUGAAGAAACAUCAUGGCCAUCACAAGCGUCACGCCAGCCGCUCUCGUUCCCGUUCUCACUCCCGAGGACGUCAUUGUGAGAUGAAGAAACAUCAUGGUCAUCACAAGCGUCAUGCCAGUCGCUCUCACUCUCGUGGAGGUAAAUGUGAAAUGAUGAAGAAGCAGCAUGGUCAUCACAAGCGUCAUGCCAGUCGCUCUCGUUCCCGUUCUCAUUCCCGUGGACGUCAUUGCGAAAUGAAGAAACAUCAUGGCCAUCACAAGCGUCAGCAUGGUCACCACAAGCGUCAUGCCAGCCGCUCUCGUUCCCGAUCUAACUCCCGUGGACGUCAGUGUGAGAUGAAGAAACAGCAUGGCCAUCACAAGCGUCAUGCUAGCCGCUCUCGUUCCCGUUCUCAUUCUAGGGAUAAUUCCCGCAGAAAUCAAUGUCCUGUUAUGAAGUGUGCCAAGAAAUGUCCUUGGAUGAUGAAACACCAUGGUAAGAUGAGUUCCGGCAAAUGUCCCGGAAUGAAGUUGGCCGAAAAAUGUCCUAUGAUGAUGAAGCACCAUGGUAAGAUGAAUUCGGGCGAAUGUCCUGGUAUGAAAUGCGCCGAAAAAUGUCCUAUGAUGAUGAAGCACCACGGUAUGAUGGGUUCUAACGAUUGUCCUUGGAUGGCAAAAGAUUCUGGUAUGACCUCAAGUGAUUGCCAAAGAAAACGUUCCCGUUCUUGUCGUCGCAUGCAACACGAUGGAAGACAUGGAAAAUGUAACACGGGCUUAUCUUCAUCAUCCCCUUCGAGCAGUUCCAGUAGUAGCAGCAGUAGCAGUAGCAGUAGCAGCUCUGAAGAUGAAUCCCCAAAGCACCACCGUAGGCCACACUGCCCUUGGACAAUGAAUCAUUUUGGUGGCAUGCAAAGACGUGGUGCUCAUCCAUGGAUGAUGGGUCACCCUGGAAUGAUGGGACAGCAUGGAAUGAUGGGACAGCAUGGAAUGAUGGGACAGCAUGGAAUGAUGGGACAGCAUGGAAUGAUGCGACGCCCUGGAAUGAUGGGUCGUGGCAGAUGUCCUUGGAUGAUGAUGCGUCCUGGUUGCGGCCGCAUGAUGUCCCCUGAACCUUUUUCAUUCUCGCCUUUUUUCCAUGGUCAUGGUCAGGGCCAUUUUUAAACGAAAAUUCAAAAUAACGAUACAUCAGUCAUACUACUAAUCGAUUAAACCUAAAAAAAGAAAAAAAAAACAAAUUAAA
Stomoxys calcitrans (stable fly) is the source of this 2466-nucleotide messenger RNA. RefSeq lists its product as uncharacterized. The record is from RefSeq and is a predicted model, not a curated record. NCBI's taxonomy places the organism in Eukaryota, Metazoa, Arthropoda, Insecta, Diptera, Muscidae. The transcript has a single exon. Bases 246 to 2387 code for a protein of 713 amino acids.